CCCAGACCCAGUGUUGAGUGUCUCCAUGGUUCUUAGUCCCCGCCAGCCUUGCACUCUGAGAGCCCGUCUCACCGCUAUGAUCAAAACCAUGGGUCCCAGCGAGACCGAGCUCAGCAUCCCACCCAAAAACUGCUACCGCAUGGUCAUCCUGGGCUCCUCCAAGGUGGGCAAGACCUCCAUCGUGUCCCGCUUCCUGAGCGGCCACUUCGAGGAGCAGUACACCCCGACCAUCGAGGACUUCCACCGCAAGUUCUACAGCAUCCGGGGGGAGGUGUACCAGCUGGACAUCCUGGACACCUCGGGCAAUCACCCCUUCCCAGCCAUGAGGAGGCUCUCUAUACUCACAGGUCAGUUCACUCAGCCUAAAAUUACUGUAACUCUGAUAUUACUGAAUGCUACAAUUACUGCUCCCCAAAACUACUGUAACUCUAAUAUUACUGCUCCCCAAAACUGCUAGACCCUCAAAACUACUGUAACUCUAAUAUUACUGCUCCCCAAAACUGCUAGAACCUCAAAAUUACUGAAUGCUAAUAUUAUGAACCCUAAAAUUAUUGCAUCUUGCAGUAUAUUUAUUGCACUGGGUCUUAGAAUGAGGGGUACUCGUUUUGCAGGGUAGUUGCUGUGAAACUUGCAUGCUAAUCCCCUAUAGAUUAAUAUGGAUUUUUAUUACUAUUUUUUUUUUUCUUCAAUUUUUUUCCUCUCCAGGAGAGAAUUAUUUAUAAAAUACUUUAGAAUUGUUAUAAUGGUUUUUUAUAUAAAUUUUGUUGAAGGGGCUACAAAUGGAUAUAUGGACAACAUGCAUGCCAGUGAUUUUAUUUUAUGAACCAGUUGCUUGUAGCAGAUACAAAGCGCACAGGGAAUUUACUUCAUGUCUGUUAAUAAAAACCUUGGAGAGAGUCGUGAGCGCUCAGGCUUUCAAACAGAGGAUGACUGACAACAUUGCACUAGGGAAUAAACAAAAGCAGUCAUGGAAUGUAGAAUGUGCUAUAACUUGGUUCUAAAUUGCAAUAUCUAGUAUGUUGGAUUUAUUAAUUUAUUCUUGCAGAUACUGACCUGUUUUCUUUUUAUUCCUUAUUACAGGAGAUGUCUUUAUUUUGGUCUUCAGCCUGGACAACAGAGACUCUUUUGAGGAAGUCCAGCGUCUAAAGCAGCAGAUCAUUGAGACAAAAUCCUGUCUAAAGAACAAGACCAAGGAGAAUGUGGAUGUCCCUCUUGUUAUCUGUGGCAACAAAGGUGACAGGGACUUCUACAGGGAGGUGCAAGCUCAUGAGAUUGAGCAGUUGGUUGGUGUGGACAAGAAUUGCUCCUACUUUGAGGUGUCUGCCAAGAAGAACUCAAAGUUGGAUGAGAUGUUCCGGGAGCUCUUCACCUUGGCCAAAUUACCUAGUGAAAUGAGCCCUGACCUUCACCGCAAGGUCUCUGUACAGUACUGUGAGAUUUUGCACAAGAAAUCCUUAAAAGGAAAGAAAGUCAAAGAGAAUGAAGACGCCUAUGGUAUUGUGGCCCCUUUUGCCCGGAGACCUAGCAUUCACAGUGACUUGAUGUAUAUCAGGGAAAAGGCUAUAGGAGGUGGCCAGAGUAAGGAUAAGGAGCGAUGUGUCAUAAGCUAGUCUCCAGUUUUAAAUUGCCCAAAAUAAAGGCGUUUAUAAAUAUAUACAUAGAGAAACAGAAAACAUCAAGGCGUCUUGACAAAUCGAAGCCAAAGGGCAUGUCCGAGAGGGGUAACAAUUGCCCCCAUGCCUUUUGAUGGCUAGUCGGCCGCCAAGGCUACCGUGGACAGGCGAACCUAGCCUUGUAAAGUUGAUUUUGGACAGUGUGAGAUCCUAUCUGUCUAAAGUUCGUACAAAGUGAAGCUAGAGGAGUGUAGUGUAUACUGACUUCACCAGAGGAAGUUGAAUGAUUGGAAGACACUCCGCUUUCUAAGGGACUAAAAUCUUGACUGAACGAUAUGAGAGAAAUGGCAACUGUGCCAUUAAACAGUUUGAGCACUAUAAAGUGACUUGUUUACACCACAUUGGAGUAUUGUGACUGGAUAUGAACAAACUCACAUGUUUUACAUUGUGCUAUUUUGAAGUGUUAUUUUUCUAUGUGAAAAUAAAGCUUGUAAACUUUAA
This is a messenger RNA of Pelobates cultripes (western spadefoot toad), 2114 nucleotides long. NCBI's taxonomy places the organism in Eukaryota, Metazoa, Chordata, Amphibia, Anura, Pelobatidae. The record is from the annotation of a GenBank genome assembly.